This is a messenger RNA of Rhipicephalus microplus (southern cattle tick), 627 nucleotides long. RefSeq names its product tigger transposable element-derived protein 6-like. The record is from RefSeq and is a predicted model, not a curated record. NCBI's taxonomy places the organism in Eukaryota, Metazoa, Arthropoda, Arachnida, Ixodida, Ixodidae.
AUGACCGCAGACCUGUUCAAGGAUUGGCUGACAAAAUUGGAUCGCGAGUUCGCGUUAUCUAAAUGCAAUGUAUGGCUCCUUGUGGACCAAUGCAGUGCACACGUGAAUGUGCCACCCUUGAGUGCAAUACAUGUCGCCUACCUGCCAGCGAACACUACAUCGGUGUUACAACUACUGGACCAGGGGAUCAUCAAAAACGUGAAAGUACUGCACAGGAAGCAUCUUGAGCGGAUGCUGUUGUGUAUGGACAAUGCAAAUCAGUAUGAGGUGAGCCUUCUCAGUGCUAUCCAUAUGCUGGCACGAGCGUGGGGUCGCGUAAAGGAUGAAAUUAUUGCGAACUGCUUUAGGACGUGCGGCUUCAUUCCAAGUGGUGGAGAUGAUGACGCGUCUUGUACAGUGGGGGAAGACACAAGUGACCUUGACGUUGAUGGUCUCCUGCCAGCUCUCGACGACGUCCCUUUCGAGGAGUACAUUGCCACUGACAAUUCGGUAAAAACGUGCGGCUCACUGUCGGACGCUGAGAUCGUAGAGAUGGUUCGGCCCAGCGAGCCUAGUCACGAAACUGAGGUUGACGAUGACGCCGCCGCAAGUGUUAUGUGUUCUGGUUUAAGUGCAGUUGUGCUCUAG